UAGCUUUGCAUAGAAUCAGCUUGUGUCACCCCCGACCUUCUUCAUGAGGAAGUAGAUGUGCAUUUGAGCAUCGUCCAUGACGAAGCGAUGCGGGUGUUUGAUGCCCUCCAAGGUCUUAUCCAUGGUUUUACUGUCAAUGUUCACCCAGCGUGCCGCUCCGGGUGCCAAGAAGUUUCUGCCGAAGGAACGAUCACCAAAAGGCCUGCCAGAAGCACAAAUUCUCCGCUGAUGAUGGGGUAAGUCAUGAAUUCCCGCCUCCCCAUGGUGUCAUUGAGAAGCGCCAUGAAGCUGAAGCUCCAGCGUUCCACGCGAAGACGAGUCGGGACGGGGACCCUACGCACACAAAUGACAUAUGAUGACUGAUAACCAAUUUCAAGGUAGUGAUGGGUGACAUACGUCAGUCCCUGCUGCCUCGUGAUGUGCUAAGUGCCGCCAAGGAGUUGCUCUACCACCUGGACAUCUACAUCAGUAACCUGGUUCAGUCAGGGAGGCAGCCUCCUCAGGUGGACGCUAAAACCCUAGAACUCGUGGAGGAAUUUAUUCUGCAUGCACCCAAGGACAGAAGUGCUCUGACCAGGAGAAUGAGUGCGCUGCAGGAACUCCAGCUCCUGGAGAUCAUGUGCAGCUGUUUCCAGGAGCAAAGCCGUGAUACGGUUCGUCAGCUUAUGUUCUCCGCCCUCUUCAGCCUCCAAGGCAACCAGGCAGACGACAGCCGCAUGGGACUGCUAGGAAAGCUGGUCUCAAUGGCGGUCGCCGUCAGCCGGGUUCCCAUCUUGGAAUGCGCAGCCAUCUGGCUACAGAGGACCCACUGCGUUUAUUGUGUGCGUCUGGCGCAAGUUCUGGUCGAUGACUACUGCAGCAUGAUGCCGGGUUCCGUGCCCACCCUGCAGAACAUCCACAGCGCCAGUCCACGCUUUUGCUGCCAGUUCAUCACUGCUGUUACCACACUCUAUGACCUCACCUCAGAGGAGCUCACGCCUCCUCUAGAACUCCUCCAGAUGAUUGUGUCGUGGAUCCAAGAGGACCCCGGCAUCGUCCUCGUCGCUUUCCUGAACUCGCCACUGUCCGGCAGCCAGCCGAGCAGCUCGCUUGAUAUCACACCUCUGGGCGGACUGGUGCGCUGGUGUGUCAAAGCCCCGCUGGCGUACAAGAGGGACAAGAAGCAGAUGUCGGCCCAUAGUAACUCAGGCAGUGAACAAGAAGUAGCGGGUCUUUUCUCCGCACUCCAUUUGAGCGUCCUACAGGUCUUCAUGCUCCUGCCAAACAUACUCAACGAGAAAGGCAUAUUCGGUCGCCUGGCCCUCCUCCAGAUGGACUCCUUGGCCUCGCUAACUUCUGACCUUUCACGGCUGCUGGACCAGGCUGACAAACACACGCACACGCCAGCCGCCGACGUACAUGCGCCACCUCAGCUGGCUCUGGACCGGCUGGCUCAGGCCCUGCAGGUCGCCAUGGCCAACGGAGCGUUGCUUUGCUCGAGAGAGGAUCUGAGAGCCAUCUGUUCACGCCUCCCACACAACAACUUGCUCCAGCUGGUGUUGUCAGGACCGGUGAUGUACUACAACAACAUCCACACCCCACCUUUGACCUUCAGCCCGCACGCAUCCCAUUCCCCCAUCGCCUCGCACCCCAUACACCCGGCACACGCGCCCCACACGCCGCUGGCCUCGCACUCCGCCUCCCAUCCACAGUACCCCGCUCAGCCCUUCAUGACAGGGAUGCCCUUCCCCUUCCGGCCCAGCCACUGAGGACAAGCAUCUUGUGAGUUGAACGUCUGUGUGAGUUUUGGGUGUGUAAAAUGUUUAAUGUAUUAUAUUAUUAAUAAGCACACUGAUGUCUGAUUGAGUCUGUGUGACUGACAUGUGUCUGUAAUAAAUAUUUUUCUACAUGUUUAUCCA
Molecule: messenger RNA, 1898 nt
Organism: Doryrhamphus excisus (bluestripe pipefish)
Lineage: Eukaryota; Metazoa; Chordata; Actinopteri; Syngnathiformes; Syngnathidae
Gene: ints15
Product: integrator complex subunit 15
Source: RefSeq, a predicted model, not a curated record